This is a messenger RNA of Chara braunii, 1060 nucleotides long. The record is from the annotation of a GenBank genome assembly. NCBI's taxonomy places the organism in Eukaryota, Viridiplantae, Streptophyta, Charophyceae, Charales, Characeae.
AGAGAGAGAGAGAGAGAGAGAGAGAGAGAGAGAGAGAGAGGGGGGGAGGGGGGGGGGAGAUAGAGGGAGGGAGAUUGGGUGGGUAGGAGUGUGUGUGUGUGUGCAUGCACAUGCGAGUUCAUCUUUGUGUGUGCUGGCAUGCAUGCGAGUGUUUGGUUGCAUGUAGAUGAUGUCAUGGGCAACCAAUCCUCGGCACUCUUUGCAGGGGACGCGGUAUUAAAAAUCAUUCCCUGACCGACUGGCUCACCACUUGGGACAUCAUCUAUCUGUGACUUCCUUUCUAGUCCACUUUAUGGGUCUUAAGGUGGUUCACAAAAGCCAUGGUGAAAUUCGGCAGCGCUGUGGCCUUGAAGGUCAAGGCUCCAGUGCUUGUGAAUCCAUCCAUUGAACAUAUGUCCCUAUCACAUGUGCAGAUUGCUCAUCCCCAGCAUUGUAUCGUGUUCAUCAACUUCAUCACCUUCAUCACCGUCAUCAACUUCAUCACCUCCAUCAACUUCAUCUGCAAAAGGACUGCGAUCAAAAUUUCUGAGAUCAGAGGAAAUGGUGCGUAUUUGGAUGCGGCACAGCGAAAUGGGUGCCAUCUCAUCAUGAUGACUUCCAGUUUAUCUGACAUUUAUGACUACUGUAUGAAAGAGGUUACACAUAGUAACUUAGUAAGUAUAUUGUGGAAAACGGAGAACCUUUGUGGCAUCAAAGGGGAUGUCUAGCGGGAAAUUGGUCUUUUCCCAUGAUGGGCAAGGAUGCCAAGGAGGAAGCCAGAGACAGGUGCGGACAACCUUUUUUUCGUUUUUUUUCUAAUGGGUGCAGACAACUUUGACUUGUAGGUGUGUAGAAUGAUGUAUGUAUUGUAAAGUAGUGUAGAUUGGGAUGGUGCUUUUGGCGAAGUGCUUGAGAAGAACAUUGGAGGGUUUCAGAGACUUUCUUUGGCUUGAAAAAAGGGUGUUGCUUGUACUUGUGUGAAACUUCACUCUUUUGUUUUUACUCUGUUUGUAAUUCUGUUUGUUCUUUCUGUCGAAGAGUUUUAGCUUCUGAGCCAUCCGUCAGAUUAACCCUUUGCGUU